This is a messenger RNA of Penicillium hordei, 922 nucleotides long. Its product is annotated as electron transfer flavoprotein subunit beta/FixA family protein. The record is from RefSeq and is a predicted model, not a curated record. The coding region runs from base 60 to 842 and encodes 260 amino acids. The transcript is spliced from 3 exons. Gene Ontology annotation, cellular component: cytosol. Lineage: Eukaryota; Fungi; Ascomycota; Eurotiomycetes; Eurotiales; Aspergillaceae. Gene Ontology annotation, molecular function: electron transfer activity.
UCCAAACUUCCUUACAUCAACUCAGGAAUUGGCCGUUGCUCGACUACUGAUUACACAAAAUGAGUGGCCUAAGGAUAUUGGUGCCCGUCAAGCGCGUUAUCGACUAUGCGAUCAAACCCCGCAUCAACAAAGCCCAGACCGGUGUCGAAACCGCUGGUGUCAAGCAUUCUCUGAACCCAUUUGACGAGCUCUCAAUCGAAGAGGCCGUCCGCCUUCGCGAGCGCAAGGGCCCCAUUAAGGUCGAAGAUAUCCUCGCACUUUCCGCCGGUGGCCCGAAAUGUCCUGACGUCCUCCGCACCGCCAUGGCCAUGGGCGCUGAUCGAGCCUUCCACAUUGACGUACCGGAGAAGGGCGACGGUGGCCCGGAGCCACUGACCAUCGCCAAGAUGCUGCAGGCCGUUGUUAAGGAGCAGAAUGUGAACCUCGUGCUGCUGGGUAAGCAGGCUAUUGACGGUGACCAGGGUCAGACUGGUCAGAUGCUUGCUGGUCUUCUUGGGUGGCCCCAGGCUACGCAGGCCAGCAAAGUUGACAUUAAGGACGAGGCUGGUACCGUUGAGAUUACCCACGAGGUUGAUGGUGGGGUUGAAACGCUCCGCGCCAAGCUGCCCAUGGUUAUUACUACGGAUCUGCGGUUGAACGAGCCUCGGUACGCCAGCUUGCCCAACAUUAUGAAGGCCAAGAAGAAGCCCCUUGAGAAGAAGACUCUUGCCGAUCUCGGUGUCGAAGACACACGGCGGUUGAAGACUCUGAAGGUUACAGAACCCGCGCCACGAAAGGGUGGUGGCAAGGUCGAGGAUGUCGAUGGCCUUGUCUCCAAGCUUAAGGAGCUGGGUGCGUUGUAAAUGCGCUAAGAUUGUUCUUGAUUACCCUGUGUUUCUAUACCAUCGCCUUUGAAAUGUUACCCACUAGGUUUGGAUUCGUC